AGGAGUGCGUUCCUCUACGGGCUCACGUAUAACAAAUGGACUUUGCUACUGAACUUCACUGCAUACAUUCUGCUGCAUCGUGGAAAUAUACAACACUUAUAACUUCCCGCCUGCCAAUCAAUUGAGUUGUAGUGACGGCGUUUAUGUAAAUACCGUGGUUUGCUUGGAUAAGGCGGGGCGAUAAGGGUUUGGGGUUGGGUUCCGGCACCCGGAUGAAGAGCUGUUUGUGUAAUACUUCUUUUGAAAGCCACUGAUUUCUUAAUAGAGUGCAUAAAACUUUUGACAAGUUCAAUUAUUCCCUUGCAACUGCGGUCGUGGGAAACUGAGCGGCAGCGUAUUUUUUUUUUAACAAAACUGAAGAAUGAAAGUCUUGGUGCUUGGUGCCACAGGCAAAACAGGCCAGUUUCUAGUGAAGCAAUCCCUGCAGCAGGGUCACAUGGUGACUGCUGUGGUGAGGACUCCCAGCAAACUCACCAUUCAUCAUGACAACCUGAAGGUUGUUCAAGCAGAUAUUUUCUCUGCCGACAGCCUCGUGGAGCACUUUAAUGAGCAGAAUGUUGUCAUGUCCUGCCUUGGUUUCCCAAUAAGCAUAUUUUCUCAAGUUACUCAAUAUACAGAAUCCAUGAAAGCUAUUAUUGCUUCAAUGCGCCUGGCAAAAGUGAAGCGAAUUAUCGCAAUGACAUCCUGGUACACACAAACUGAGAGUGCACAAUUGACCUCUUGGAUGGUGCGGUGGCUGCUAAUCCCCAUGAUCCGUACCUUACUGAACAACAUGUAUGAGAUGGAAAAUUAUUUGACCGAGGAGUGUAUGGAUCUGGAUUGGACUACAGUCAGGCCUCCGGAACUUCAGAAUGCUCCAGAAACAGAUACUCAUAACAUCACCGCGGAUAGUUUCAGACCUCUAGAUAAAGAAAUGUUAACUUAUGGUGGCUACUUUGUUCCGGAUCAGGAUGGGAAUCCCAUUGCAAAUGCAGUGACACGGGGAGAUGUUGCUCGCUUCAUGCUUUCCCAGCUUAAUGAGGAUACGUGGGUGAAGAAGUCUGUGGCCAUGGUAACAGUGUGAAAUAUAAAUUCCUACAAUUUCCCAGCAGAAUCCUUAAAAUGGUUCAUCUAAACAAAUAAGAGACUAUUAUUAACAACAAAAGUAUUAACAUUUACUUUUAAUUCAGAGAUAAAUGAUUAACCUAAGAACUCAGUAGUUAUUUUCUUUCAUCUCUACUUUAUAUAUGAAUAGCUUUGACUGCAGAAUAUCAUAUGGGUGCGCUUAGAAAUAUCGAGCAUCUAUUUGAUUUUCUCUCUUGCAAUAUUUAGUGGAUUAGUUCAUUCUAUGUAAGCAGAAAACUGCACAGAAAUUGAGAAGAUUUAUAUAAAACUUGAUUUUACAAGCAUUUUUCAGUGGUUGACUGUAUUAAUGACAAUGUUAGUAAAUUUGCAAAGGAUUUGGAUGUAUUCAGAGAAAUUUUUUUUUAAAUAAAGGAAAUAAAGUUGUAAGUAAUGCAGGUAUGCUUAAUCUCAACCUGAAUGUAUAAUCUGCAUCAACCUGAUAUUGUUUUUGGAAACUCUGGAAUGAUUCUGCGUCAGUGCAUUGUCUAACUCAGAAUAAAAAAAAGAUGAAUCAAAUAGAGGAUAAUAGUAAAUCGCAAUGGAUUUUGUUUAUAUGGUAACUUGUAAAAUAAAGUAUUUUAUGCAUUCAAGAUGAA
This is a messenger RNA of Amblyraja radiata (thorny skate), 1700 nucleotides long. Its product is annotated as flavin reductase (NADPH)-like. Gene Ontology annotation, molecular function: riboflavin reductase (NADPH) activity; biliverdin reductase [NAD(P)H] activity. The coding region runs from base 362 to 1063 and encodes 233 amino acids. The record is from RefSeq and is a predicted model, not a curated record. NCBI's taxonomy places the organism in Eukaryota, Metazoa, Chordata, Chondrichthyes, Rajiformes, Rajidae. The transcript is spliced from 6 exons.